ACGGUAAAGCCCCGCGCUUCCUUGCCAGGUUAUUUCAUCCGGAAACACGGAGAGAGCGUCGGUGUGAGGCGGCGGUGGUGUGUGUCGGUGUGUGAGGGUGUGUGUGAGCGAGCGGGACUGUGUCUGAGGAUGCUUCAGGAUUAUUUACCUCUCUAUAUGCUGUUUUCUCUCUGACUGAGCGCGCGGUACUGACUCUCCGGCCGCCCGGGGGAUGGGUGUGGCGCUGUCCGUCGGUGUACUGCUCGGUAAAAGCCCGGAGCUCGGGGUAUUAUCGCUGUACUGACCUGUUUCUGAGAGCCCGUGCUGUGUGAGGGUGAAGAUGAUGAGGUGGCUGGUGAUUUUACCGGUGAUACUCGCCCCGCUGUGGGUGAACUGUGCGGUACAGCCAAGGUCCGCGGAGGAGCUCCCGAGAAAACAGGAAGAGACUGAGGAGGAGUUCGACACCCUGAGCUCAAUGUUGGCAGAUUUUGAGGUGCUGCCUGCGUCCAGCCUCCAGAAGCAUUCUGUAAGAAAGCGAGAAGUUGAUGCCCAGUCUCAUGUUGAACGUCUGGUCAGCUUCACAGCACUGAAAAGAAAUUUCAAGCUCUACCUCACAAGCAACACAGAGCUUUUCACUGAAGAUUUCAAAGCUGUGUUUGUAGACAACCAAGGCAAGGAGGAGAAUUUUGAGGUCCCACUACAAAAUUACUUCAAAGGACAUGUAGUAGGAGAGGAGAACUCGAGGGUGCAGGCUCAUAUGGAUGGGGACGAGUUUUCAGCCCACAUUCUCACUGAUGAAGCAGAGUACAACGUGGAGCCAUUAUGGAGAGUCACAGAAACAGAACCAGAUGGCCGCAUGCUGGUAUAUCGCUCUGAGGACAUCAGGAAUAUCAGCCGUCUGACCUCCCCCAAAGUGUGUGGUUAUGCCAGUCCUCUGGCUGAAGACUUGCUUCCUGCGGCCGGGGCAGCUGCAGGAACACAGCAAGAUACAGAACCCGGCCACAGAGUGAGGAGGCAAACCAAUAAUCCCAAGAAGAACACCUGCACAUUAUUGCUGGUGGCAGAUUACCGCUUCUUUCGGCACAUGGGCCGCAGGGAGGAGAGCACCACCCUGAACUAUCUGAUCGAGCUAAUUGACCGGGUAGACGACAUCUACCGGAACACGUCAUGGGAUGAUGAGUAUAAAGGCUACGGUGUACAGAUUCACCAGAUCAUCAUUAACAAAUUUCCAACUGAAGUGUCUGCAGGACAGAUCCACUACAACAUGGAAGGCAGCCCACGCCCGAGCUCUCAGCAAAAGGAUGAACAAGUGUGGGAUGUAAAGAAGCUUUUAGAACAAUUCAGUUUGGACAUUGCGGACAAUGCUUCCAGCGUGUGCCUGGCCCAUCUUUUUACUUAUCAAGACUUUGAUGAGGGCACUCUCGGCCUGGCAUACGUAGCCUCUUCCAGAGACCAGGCUUUAGGAGGACUCUGCUCUAAACCUUAUUAUCCAUCACAGUCGGUCAAGAAAGCCAGCUAUCUGAACACUGGUUUAACAAGCACAAAGAAUUACGGAAAGACCAUCCUCACUAAGGAAGCAGAUCUGGUGACCACUCACGAGCUUGGGCAUAACUUCGGAGCAGAGCACGACCCAGACAACAUCCCCUACUGCGCACCAAGUGAUGACCAGGGGGGCAAGUUUGUUAUGUACCCCAUUGCUGUUAGUGGAGACCAUGUCAACAACAAGCGUUUCUCCAACUGCAGUAAGGCCUCCGUUAGCAGGACCCUGAGGGUUAAAAGUCCAGUGUGCUUUAAGCCGAGGACCAGCAAAUUAUGUGGCAACUCUCGUGUGGAGGAGGGAGAGGAGUGUGACCCUGGGCUGCUUCAUCUUAAUGAUGACCCCUGCUGCACGGGCAAAUGCAAGUUCAGAAAGAAUGCACAGUGCAGUGACCGGAACAGUCCCUGCUGCAGCAACUGUCACUUCCAGCAACCAGGGAAGGUCUGUCAGGAGUCCAUCAAUGCCACCUGUAAAGCCAUGUCGUGGUGCACAGGCAGCAGCAGUGAGUGCCCACCCCCAGGUAACCUGCCUAAUGGUACAGAGUGUGUGGACAAGGGAGUGUGCCGUCGGGGAGAGUGUGUGCCAUUCUGUGAAGCCAAUAAAAACAGUCGCUCCUGUGCUUGCAAUGAGACCGACCACUCGUGUAAAGUGUGCUGUAAGGACCAGAACGGUCUCUGUAGGCCUGUUUUUCAGAAUGGAGAUUUUCUGUACCUGCGCAAGGGAAAGCCCUGCACUGUGGGCUUCUGCGAUGGACAUGGAAAAUGCAUGAAGCAAGUCCAGGAUGUUGUGGAGAGGUUGUGGGACUUCAUUGACAAGUUGGACAUCAACACAUUUGGAAAGUUCCUGGCGGAUAAUAUAGUGGGCUCAGUGUUGGUGUUUUCUCUUCUCUUCUGGAUCCCUCUGAGCAUUUUUGUGCACUGUGUGGACAAGAAGCUGGACCGACAGUAUGAGGAAAGCUCCAAGUCUGUAAUUUAUCCCAGUCAGAUGAUGGUGGAAGUGUGUAGUAAAGUCUCAGAACGUGGAGAUGCUGGAAGGGGCUCCAAUGCGCAUUGUCAAGGGGCCUCCAACUCAGCCUGUCUUUUUGGCAAGCCGACCCCUGCCCUCCCAGCACCAGCAGGGACAACCCAGCAGCAGCAUCGUUGUCUCGCAGGCACCAGCCCCGCACGCAGCAGCAGCAACAGCCCACAGUCCUACCGCGGCCUCCGUCGAACCCAGAGCGGAUCCGCAGCGAAUGGACACCAUCGACGAGGACCCCAGCGGGGACUCCCCUCGGGACGAGCCGGGAGACUUCCCCCAAAGCUCGUCAGCCACCAGGUCCUUCGAGGACCUCACCGAACAGUCACCAUCAAAUCGCCUGGACAAGAGACGGCUGCAGAGGCAGGCCCGCAUUGACAGCAAGGAAACGGAAUGCUGAGAGAGAGGGCGUGGCAUCUACCAAUCCCCUAAAUAAACUCGCGCACAGUCCUCAUGCAGUAUCAGUGUUUCUGCACAGCACUCUUAAAUAGGCCUUUGUUGUGAAUUAGUUUGGAGAAAAUCCAAAUUCAGCACAGGUGAAUAUUGUGGCUUGCUUUAUCACGACUUGUGCUCACUUGAAAAUCAAUUAUAGAUGUAGUAACAAUAACAGUAAGUGUAAAUGUGAGGGGACCUUGAUAUUUAAUUGCUGAUCUCUGAUCAAAGUCGUAAAGAGACUUAUAAAAAGUGCCUUCUCCUCCUGUAAUUGAAAAUGAAACACUUGAAAGUCUGCUUCAGGCUGGAUUAUAUACUUCUGCACCGAGUUAACGCAUUGUCUAGUUGCCUAGUAGCAUUGUAGUUCAAGGCUGGUAGCCAGCAUGCUUAGACUGCACUUCUAGACUUCUUUAGCCAGUGUAAUAGUACUUCAACCGUCUCAAAUAUUACAAGAUAUGCUGUGCAGUUCCUGGUAUUGAUUUAGCACACAGCAACUGGAAAACGAAAGCGUAACCGGUUUAACAGGUCUGUUCUGGCACGGAAGUAACCAUUUGAAUCUACUGUGAAAAAGCUGACGUCAAUGUUUUUAUCAGUCGGGAUGAAUAUAUUGGGCAGCAAGUAAACAAGGCAAGCGUGAAUAUCUCAGCCAUUUUAACAAGGAGCAAACUGUGAUAACUAGAGGAUUAGGUCAGAAAAUUGGAUGUGUUUUGCAGUGUUCAGUACUUACCAAAAGUCAUCCAAGAAUCGAAAACCCACCAGAAACCGGCAACAAGGUCACGGGCAGCCAAGGUCACGGGCAGCCAAGGGCUUAAUUGAUGUGAUCCAUGGAAGCUCAACCACACCACACGGCGCACGAGAGGCACCUACUCAAGAAUAAGUGUUUAAUGUUAUGGAAGAUUGGUUUAUUUACCACUACUUAGAUGUGUCCUACUACUCCGGUCUGUUUUGUAAAUGGUUGCACAAUGUUUCAGUAAAGGUCCGCUUUCCAGACAGAUUAAGUUGACUUUAUAUUAAAUAGUAGAGUUAAUAUAAGUCUACGAACAGUUGUAACUCUACAGAGUAUGUGAAAAGAAUGUAUAGACUGGAAACAUAAUGCACAACAAAAUGUGGAUGUGCUCUUUAAGUCCUGGGCCUCCAGAAUCUCUGUGGACUCUUGGCCCGUCUCUUCUGUGGAAGAUGUUGUUACUUUGUUCUAAAUUAUUAUUGAGAAACUCUUUAAAGAACUGGAAUGCAUAAAUGAAACACUGUUGAAUAGUAUUAAUAUAAAUCCACAUAUGCAUAUCAGGAGUGUAAGUGUUACAGCUGAUAUUUUCUGUUCUACACUGUAUUUUUUUGAUGCUGGUUUGGUCUUAAACUGCAUUAAUAUUAAUCUUAAGAUUGGUCUGUAAUGACCAAACACUUAUUUUGUUAUCAAUUGUAUAUUUAUGAUCAAUCACUAUGAAUGGUGUAAAUCUGAUAACGUGCAUGUUUUUUUUUUUUACUCUCAAAAUCUUGGAAUCAAAUGUUGAAGUACUUAUUUAUGAUUUCAUUUAUAUAACAUUGAUAUGAUUUCAUGAUACUAUAUUGCAUUUCUUUACCUACACAGCUAUAACAUAUCAACUGUGCCUUUUUUGUUGCCUGCUGUACUGUAUUUUAUAUUUUCAAUUUUAUAUGUUCAAAAACUCGAUCCCCUUAACACAAGUAUUCAACUUCAUGGCUUGGUAAUAACCGUGCUAUGCAGUCUGUAGCAUUACUGUGUGCCAUAAUACUAAUGAAUGAUCCUGCUAUGUAAAGCUACAGUAGAACAGUGCGUUUAAAAAGACAUCACUUAUUUAAAAAUGUUGAAAUUCGCAAUAUAACUAUUGUAUGGACGUAUAUUGCAACAGCCUUGUGUUUUGUCCAUUUUUUGUGACGACUGAAUCCACACGAAUAAACUGUAUUUGCACCAGG
Molecule: messenger RNA, 4891 nt
Organism: Astyanax mexicanus (Mexican tetra)
Lineage: Eukaryota; Metazoa; Chordata; Actinopteri; Characiformes; Acestrorhamphidae
Gene: adam17a
Product: ADAM metallopeptidase domain 17a
Exons: 21
Coding region: 320-2908 (862 amino acids)
Biological process (GO): membrane protein ectodomain proteolysis; Notch signaling pathway
Cellular component (GO): plasma membrane
Molecular function (GO): metalloendopeptidase activity
Source: RefSeq, a predicted model, not a curated record